UGAUUUCUCACCAAGCAAUCAUCCCAACUAUUAAACCGGAGUUUAGUUCAACUCUCUGAGCCUCUCUCUAGCGCAACGUGCGUGCGUUGUUUAGAGUGAGCUUAGCUCUGAAGCGCAGCCUUUUGCUGGCGCAGUUGCAUUUGCAUUUCCGAAGAAAGUGAUAUCACACAGUGGGUUUGCGCGUACACAAAACUGUGCCAUAAAUUCAUCAUCAAACAACAACCACAACAAAAAAAAGUGCUGGCCUAAGCAGUUUCGUUCAAUUCCGAUUACGAUUCGAUGUUCAAUUCAAGCGUUGGAGAAGUUUGAUGCGGUAUAGUCACACAUACGCAUCGACUAGGUAUAAUAUUUAAGUCGGCGCAGACAUUUUCAUUGUUGAUACGGCGAGGCGAUUGUAUAGUCAGCUCACAGCUCGGCUGUCGACUCAGCCAACGCGUAUUGUCGUCGUUUUGGGUCAGUGGGAACGGCGACGUGUUGUCGUCUACUUCGCAUCAUCUCAUCGUUCGUCGCGGUAGUGUGUUUUUAUCGUAUGGUUGCUGCUGGAAUUUUUCCGAAUCAUAUCAGAUUAGUGCGGGGCGUGUGCCUUAGUUUGCCGUGCAGCAGCGGUGUGACACCUUUCUGAAAAUGGCAUUCUUCUUCAAUUUUGUGGCCAUCUGCACGAUCCUAUACUUCCUGGUACGACUCAUACUGUGGCUGGUGCUUGAUUCGGACAUUGAACUUUUCGUGAAGUCCAAAUUAGGCAAACCCAUUUCAUCACUAAGAGGAAAAGUCGUAUGGAUCACCGGGGCAUCCAGUGGUAUUGGCCGUGAUCUGGCCACAGCGCUAGCGAAGAACGGCGUACGGCUGUGUUUAUCAGCUCGCAACAUUUCGGAGCUGCUUAAAGUUAAGCAAGAUUGUAUAGCGCAAUCCAAUGGAUCCCUCGAUCCGAACGAUGUGUACGUCCUGCAGAUGGACAUGCUGGACGUAAACCAUCACAAUGACUACUUCAACAUGGUGAUAGACCACUUCAAGACGCUGGACAUCCUGGUGAAUAACGCCGGACGCUCGCAGCGUGCCGAAUGGAACAACAUCAACGUCAAGGUGGACCGAGAGCUGUUCGAGCUGGACGUGUUCGCGGUGGUGCACCUGUCGCGCAUUGCUCUGAACUUUUUCAUUCGCAACUCGAUCAAAGGCCAUUUGGCCGUCACGAGCAGCACGGCCGGUUUGAUAGGGGCGCCCAACUCGGCGAGCUACACCGGCGCAAAGCAUGCCCUCCAUGGAUAUUUCGAGACGCUUAGGAAUGAACCGUUCGAAGUGAACGUGACGAUAUUCUGUCCCGGUCCAACUGCUACCAAUUUCCUACAAGAAGCAUUCACCGAUACGCCUGGUGCAAAAUACAAUCAAGCGGUCCGUCCUGAAGACAAGCGCAUGACGAGUGAAAGGUGCGGCUACCUCUAUGCAGUAGCAUUGGCAAACAAAACACAUCUCAGCUGGGUUGGCGCCUUCCCCAUUAAUCUGAUAUUAUACAUUGGAUGUUACUAUCCAAACGUGAAAAGAUUGUUACUGAAAAUUGUCGGCAUGCGACGUCUGCGACAAGUGCGAGAUAGUCAAUAGACGCAGUUCUAUCUCCCGUCAACGGUUUCAGCCAUCGAUGCAUAUUCCAUACCAGAUCACCGUUGCACUUUGUUAGCGCAAAAGAAAACCACGUUAGUUGCUAAUUAACGUCUCACUUGGCAAAGACGAAUGAUAAAUCAAAGCACUCGAAAGACGCGUAGCACAAUUCGAUUUAUUUAUUAGCGCUAAUUAGCAAGUUUAAUUUAAUAGGGGAAAAGACGCCUUUGGCAGGUUUUGUUCUAUUAUUGUCAGGGGGGUUUUGUCGACCAAAUUUUAUGAAAUUUGGCCACAAUAUUCUUUAAUAU
Messenger RNA from Armigeres subalbatus, 1898 nucleotides. RefSeq names its product dehydrogenase/reductase SDR family member 7-like. NCBI's taxonomy places the organism in Eukaryota, Metazoa, Arthropoda, Insecta, Diptera, Culicidae. Gene Ontology annotation, molecular function: oxidoreductase activity. The coding region runs from base 625 to 1593 and encodes 322 amino acids. The transcript is spliced from 6 exons. The record is from RefSeq and is a predicted model, not a curated record.